AGUGUACAGACGUACAAUUUUGUUAAUAGCUUUUAUCUGUGGAAAAAGUGUUUUUUAAAAUAGUUUUAACACUUUUCAAUAGUAUUUAAUAAAUAGCAAAGCACAUUGGAAGUCUCAAUACGACUCAAAAUGUGCUUAGAAUAGCUCAAAAACAUCAUCAGUUACAUUCCAGUGAGAACGCAAUGCACACAUUUUUCAUCGUAAAAUAUUAGAAUUUUAGUGCAUAAAUAUUCAUUAAAUCAUAAAUUAAACUACAAUGGAACGAUGGAAAAACCAUAUCCUUGCAAUUUUAUUGUCCUUUGUGGGUCUAUUUCCGAGUGGAGCUGAUUUUUCACCUGGUGGAAAUAUCCGAUACAACAUAGUGCACUCAUGGGCCGAUAAAAUUGGAGUAGAACUCUUCCAUUUGGGUGAUUUUAUAACCAGGAGAAAGGAAGUCCAAGAAAGCUUUAAACAGGCCACAAUUUUACCAAGAAGUGGACCAAAAAUUGUCGAAAAUAUGGCAAAUGAGAUUAAAAUGAUGAUGGAUCUUAAAAUAAGUGCAGUUCGACGAAUAAUGGACACUGCCGAAAAUACAGCAUUAUCACAUCAAAAUGACGUCGAAGAUAAAACAUUUUCAUAUUAUAAUGCCAAGGAAAUGCUUGAACCCGGUGAAAAAGCACCAACAGAACCACCACCGGAAUUAGAAGAUGUUAUUAUGGAAAAAACUAAAGUCCCUCCCAAGGAAAUUAUAUUACAACCCAAAGCUGAAUUCUUCAAUACACCAGUUAAUAUAAGCUUAAGUUCUGUUCAUGUUCCAACAAAUGUCUAUGACCGAGCAAGCGAAGUUAUCCAAGCAAUAAAAUGGUCGGAAAAUUUAGAUCAGAUUUUCCGAGAUAAUUAUAAAAACGAUCCAACUCUGUCGUGGCAAUUCUAUGGGAGUGCUUCUGGCUUUAUGAGACAAUUUCCCGCGUCAAAAUGGAAACAGGAUCCUGUGGAUCUUUAUGAUUGCCGUUUGCGUUCGUGGUUCAUUGAAGCGGCAACAAGUCCCAAGGAUAUUGUCAUCUUAAUGGAUUCAUCGGGUUCUAUGAAGGGUCAGCGAUUGGAUAUUGCUAAACAUGUUGUUCGAACCAUCCUCGAUACUUUGGGCCCAAAUGACUUUGUGAAUAUAUUUACCUUUGGUGAGGAUGUAAAACCUGUGGUACGAUGUUUUGAGGAUUAUCUUGUUCAGGCAACUCUUGGAAAUGUUCGUGAAUUGAAGGAAGCAAUUGAAUUGGUUAAGACCGAUUCUGUUGCUAAUUACACAGCAUCGUUAACAAAAGCAUUUGAAGUCUUGGAAAUUGCCAGAUCUGAUACAAAGGGGGCGCAUUGUAAUCAAGCGAUAAUGAUUAUUUCCGAUGGAGCACCAUUUACAUAUGAAGAUAUUUUUGAACAAUAUAAUUGGCAGGAUAAGCCGUAUAUGCCGGUUAGGGUGUUUACGUAUUUAAUUGGUAAAGAAGUUGCUGAUGCCAAGGAAAUCAAAUGGAUGGCUUGUGCAAAUCAAGGAUAUUUUGUUCAUUUAAUUGACAUGGCUGAAGUUCGUGAAAUGGUUUUGAAUUAUAUACCAGUUAUGGCGAGACCCUUGGUGUUGGGGCGACAUAAUCAUCCGGUGAUUUGGACACAAGUUUAUGCUGAUGAAGUUGAUCCUAAAAUGACAGAUUGGCUUUGGGAAGUCAAACAAUGCGAACAACAAAAGGAAGAUGUGGAAAUUGGUCGGCGUCUUAAAACCAAAAUGUUACUUAAAGAAGAAUUAGACAAGCGCUAUUGGAAACGAAGGAGAAAGAGUUGGGAUCAGCCUAUUGAAUCGGAAAAAUACCAUUUUCUAACCACUGUUUCCAUGCCCGUGUACGACCGUCGAGAAAAUGCUAAUAUCACCGAAGAUGUGUUAAUUAACGAAGCGUACUGGGAAUCACAAACUCGUGAGACCCGGAUUGCUAAUUUACUUGGUGUUGCUGGAACCGAUGUGCCAAUUAGAGAUAUUAAAAAACUCUUAUCACCGUAUUUGUUGGGAGUAAAUGGUUAUGCGUUUAUUGUGACCAACAACGGUUAUAUUCUAUUCCAUCCAGACUUUCGUCCAAUCUUUCAAGAUAUUCUCAAACCAGCUUACAAUAGCGUUGAUAUGAUUGAAGUUGAAUUGUUAGAUGACGACCGAGAGCCGAGAGAUUUUAAUCCAGUAUUGAUAAGUAUUCGAGAUGAAAUAAUAAAUCAAUCCACCGGAAGUAAGUGGAUGUUGGUGAAAAAUCAUUUCGAUGAAAUGAAAAGAGUAAUCCGAGUAAAACGUCAAUACUACUGGACGGCUGUUCAAAAUACUCCUUUCACACUUGUCAUAACUUAUCCUGAGCAAUACGGUGUAAAUCGCUUACAAAUUCGUACUGAAGAUGAAAUACACCGGCUCAGUAUUAAGGGCAGUAAUACGCUAAGCUACUUUAGUGGUAAAAAAUGGAAAGUACAUCCUGAUUGGCUAUUUUGUAAACAUAGCAAUAUAACAUUUACAAGUCCAGAAGCGGAAUUACUUCACUUCUUGGACAAAAUGUCAAAACCAGGGUGGAAAUGGCCACUUAGUAGAAGCGCACUGCCCCCCGAACAUACAGCUGCAAUGUUUUCUAACACAAGCUCUGGGCGAAUACCGCUUACUGAAAAAGAAUCGUACUUUUGUGAUCGCAGUUUAAUGCAGUCUUUGGUGUUCGAUGCUCGUGUAACUGAAUGGUUUUCAAAAAAUACAAGUUUUAAUUCAAAGGACGAUACCAAAGGGAAUGAAUUCAAACAGCGCUUUGGCAUCACUGUUGCAUUUUUGGCAACUCAUAGUGGAUUGACAAGAUGGCAGGAGUUCCACUCGAAUAUAACGGAAGAAGCGCAUUCAGGAGAACGAUUUGGAGACAACAAUCGGCGAGCUAUAGAUGAAGUCUGGUACAAACGUGCAGUGGAGCAACAUUUUAUACGGGAAGAGAGUUUUGUUUACUCAGUUCCUUUUGAUAGCGGAGAAACAAGUGCUGAAAUUAUAGUAACCGCUAGUCAUGCUAUUUUCCACACAGAAGGUGGCAAAAGUGCACCAGCAGCAGUUGUUGGAUUCCAAUUCCAACACAAGGCUCUAUUUACACUAUUCAAAAAUAUAACUGGCACUUGUCCCGAUUGUGCAAAAACAUGCACAUCUGAGGAAAUUGAUUGUUUCCUCUUGGACAAUAAUGGCUAUGUGGUUAUUUCUCCAAGGAAAGGAGAGACUGGAAAAUUCUUUGGAGAAGUUAAUGGCGCCCUUAUGCGUCGUCUAAUUGAAGAACGAGUUUAUAAAGAAGUCGUUAUUUUUGAUUAUCAAGCUGUGUGUUUUGAAUUCACUGGAGAUAAUAAUUCUUCGAGUCAUUUGUUUUCGCCAAUGACACAUAUUUUACGCCUCGCAAAAUGGCUGAUCCAUACAUUGCUGUGGUAUAUUGUGCAAUUUCAUACUGUUGCCGCCAAUGUUAUGGAACAUUAUUUCGAUGAAAAUGUUACAGAAUAUAUCGUUCCUAACAAAGAGUGGGAGUCUAGGGUUACAUUACGUCGGACGCGACUUAAGUCAUGCGAUCAUAGACGUCAUUUGUAUACCCUAUAUAAUGAUAAAGAAAAUGUUGUAUACAAUAUGACAGCACAUGGAUGUGAACGGCCAUUUGUCGUACUUCCGAUACCGGCGAGUAAUUUGAUUCUACUCGUACUAGAUGUUUUGUGUCCGAAGGAAUCAGCAUUUCGCCUUACAGUUGAUCCAAUUGAAGUUCAAUACGAUUACGAUGCAAAUUUCAGCCUGGCUUGCUAUAAACGAAAUCGUCCUCUUUCGAGAAUUCGACCAGGCAGUUGUAUUAAUAAACAUAUGAAUGAAAGUGCCAUUGUGCUGUGCGGCGAUGCCACUAGUCAAAUAAUAAAUUACGUUUUAAUUUUAAUUAGUACAAUUUUAAUUCGUUAUCUCUAACACUAAAUAUUAAUUGUUAUAUAGUUAAAUAUAAUAAUUAUAAUAUAAUAAAAGGUUUUUUUUAAAGAAAAUACUUUCAUAUUUUACUGUUGUAAUCUUAGCUUUUGUAUAUUUCACAUUAUAAAGAAGAAAAGAAAACAAACGAUAUAAUAAAAAAAAAUAAGAGAAAAAAAAACACAUAGUGCGUAAGACAUUUUCUAGACAAAAUCGUGUACCUACCUACCUACCAAGCAUUAUAUUAUAAAAACUUAAAAUUGUUUUGAUAUCCUACAUACAUACAUAUUAUAUAUUAAAUAAAUACAAAAAAAACUGUUAUUUAAAAAAAGCUCUUAUCCACUUGAAUUCAUUCCUAACUAUUUAAACGUAAUAUAAAAAGAGCAUACAUUUAUUGCCAAGCCUUUUGUUAAAUACAAAUCUUAAUUGUUUAUUUUCUUUUCUUUUUUGUUAUAAUUUGUAAAAAGUAUCUAAAAAAUAUAUAUAUUAAUUUUAACACUUUAUCACUUACUUAGAGAAAACUAAACAUAACACUCAAAUAUAAAAUUAUUUAAAAAUGCCAUUAUUAAAUUAUAGUAAGUUUUUUUUCUAGUCAAAUAUAAGACCUUUAGCCUUUAGAAAUAAUAAGUUUUUAUUAAAAAAAAAAACAAAAAUAAACUAUGUGCUAAAGCUUUGGAUUAAUGAAGACUUAAUAAAGAAACAAAUUUGAAUUUACACUUG
Molecule: messenger RNA, 4663 nt
Organism: Eupeodes corollae
Lineage: Eukaryota; Metazoa; Arthropoda; Insecta; Diptera; Syrphidae
Gene: stj
Product: voltage-dependent calcium channel subunit alpha-2/delta-3
Exons: 23
Coding region: 257-3949 (1230 amino acids)
Cellular component (GO): voltage-gated calcium channel complex
Molecular function (GO): voltage-gated calcium channel activity
Source: RefSeq, a predicted model, not a curated record